GGGGGACCAACACAAUUUUAGGAAGGUGGUCAUAAUGUUAUGCCUGAUCGGUGUAGGCCUCCAUUGUCGCUGUAGCUUCAUGCAUUCCGGUCUGUUGUGUUUAUGCAGAUUUUCUUCAACUACCUUGUGAAUUGAUAGCAUAUCUUGAAAACUAGAGUCAACAAUCAAAAAAUUUUAAGCAUCUUUUUCUUUCUCAGUGACCCAGAAUUAGUAAAGUUUGACUACAUUUAUUUCAGCAACAUUUUGGCUGUAGACCAGAGUAGACAGUUGGAUGUAGUUCACGUGUGUUUACCACAUGGGGGCGCUAAUGUAUAUAUUUUGAAUGUGUGCCAGUAUAUAGGCCUACUAUUUCAGCGGUAGACCUGUAUGGUGAACGUUAUUUCACCAAGUACGUUUUCCUGGAUCAACAUCUGUGUUGAUCAUGGAACAACAUUCCAAUCAACCAAUCAGAUUUGAGGGACAAGUUUACAGUUUUUAUCAAGUUUAGUCUUACAACAAGGGUUAGGGGUUUCUGCACCAUUCUUAUUCACCUAUCAUUUAUCUCUGAUUUUAGGGAUAAGUUAUGGGUAGGAUUAGCACUAAUGUUUUAUUUCGUAUUUGAAAAUCGAAAUAAAAAAUCACGGUGACCUAGUUGAUGACCCAGUUGGCAAAACAACAAAGAAGUAACUACGAGGUAUGUCACAGUAAUAGGGUGUCCUAGAACAAAAUUGGGGAGACAUACAAUCACUUUCGAAUCAUAUUUUAUUCAUUACUGCAAUUUAAAUGCACGCGUAGCUAUAAAACAGAUGUGUGCAAUGUGACAGAGUCAGUAGCUUGCAUGCACUAGAUCGGAUUUGCUGUGGACCAUAAACAAGUAGGCCUAUUAUAUAAUAAUGCCAUUAUAGUCAAUAAAUGACGAAUUAUUAUAAUUAUCAAAUUAUUUAUGUUGUGACAUGCCAGUUUUUUUUUUUUUUUUUUUUUUUUUUUUUGUAGGUCUAUCAUCAUCAUCAUUAAAACCUUUUUAGUAGCCUAACAUUUUAGAAAAUACAAAGACAUUUAUUUUAGCCUACUCAAAACAUUUAUUUAUACCUAAAUAAUUAUUGUAUUUUUAAUAUCAGGGAUUUUCAAGAUAAUGUAAUUGCUGCAACAAAUCCUUCUGCUGUCCGCUGACUGGCCAGAAGUGUCCAGGAUUCUAAUUAAUAUUAAUCAGCCUCGCCAGCGUUUCUUGGUAACCUUGUAAUCUCAUUAAUGUUAAUUAACAAAUUCUUCCCCAUAGUAUGAUUCGUUGCGCCUACCUACCAACGUCUGUUAUCCAUUACGCUUAUGAUCACGCUUCACGUUUCUUUAUUAAUAUUUAUAAGCAAGAAAUCGUAAUUUUGAACUCCGUUGACCAAUCACAUGAGAUGUAAAGUCUGACGUCAUGUAUCCUAGGAGAUUUUUCCCCUUUGCCUUUAAUGCCGUGGCCUCUGAUGCUCUGCGCGCGCUCCUGAGCAAAUCUGUGCCGGUUGCCUGGUCAACCAAAUGCGCGUGCCCCUGCAAGCUGGUGUCGGGGGCGCGCAGUUGGGGGACUUAGUGGAGGAGCUCGGCCAAAAAUGAAUUAGACACGAAGCUGGAACAAAUUAUGAUUCUGGAUUUGGUUUAUUUUGCCCGUUCUGUGUAAAUAUAGAUUAUAAUGCAUUAUUUUAACCAAGCAAAUGACUUUGAAGGGCUGUUUAUACAAACUCAGCAGCACUGAGGAUGAAGAAUAUGAUAACGAGGACCUGCUGUCACUCCUCUUAUGAACGCUGAAAUAUAUUUGAAGAGGAAUUACACUUUUUGCAUCUCUGUUUUGGCGAUUUAAGUUUAUAAGACUGAUAUUAAAUGCAGUUUGGUCAUGUUGUAGCAGUAGGGAUUCUGGGUGCCUUUUGCACAAUUUAUAAAAUAUCAGAACUUAUUUAUUAUAAUUUUUUGGAUUUUUGAAUUUUAACACCCGUGACCUGUACAAGAAAUCAUUUUUUUCUUAUUUAAAGUUUUUUUUGUUUAAGUAGAAAGAGGGGGUCUUCUGGAUUUUAUCUGUUAGAAAUUGGGUUGAAUUCAUUGGACCCGAAGAGUUGGAUUAUACUGACGCCUUAAACAUGUAUGCAGGACGAAAAAGAAGAAAACCAGUGCAAAGAACGGUGAAGCAGCCCCCAACUGAAGGGGUGAAGUCUAACCCGUCCAAACGCCAUCGAGAUCGGUUAAACUCCGAAUUAGACCGGCUGGCCAGUCUCCUUCCGUUUCCUGAGGAGGUCACGAGCAGCCUGGACAAACUCUCCAUCCUGCGUCUGAGUGUCAGUUACCUGCGUGCUAAAAACUUCUUCUCUGUUGCACUGAAAAACCACAACUGCAAUGGUUUGUCGGCAAACAACAGUAACCGUGACAACAGUAAAGCAACAGUUGAUGGCUGGCUGCAUGAGGGAGAGCUCCUACUACAGGCGCUUAAUGGCUUUGUGUUGGUGGUCACUGCCGAGGGGAUCGUUUUCUACUGUUCUCACACCAUCCAGGAUUACUUAGGAUUCCACCAGACGGAUGUGAUGCAUCAAAAUGUGUUUGAACUCAUUCAUACUGAGGACCAGCAGGCCUUUAGACACAACUUGCACUGGGCUCUGAACCCACCUCCAACCAGCACACAGACAGAAGAUUCCUCACAAGAUGGAGAUCCUGCCCCAAGUAUGUCUCUGGUGAUGUGCAACCCUGACCAGCUGCCUCCAGAAAACUCCUCUUUCCUGGAGAGAAAUUUUGUCUGUCGUUUCCGAUGCCUCCUAGACAAUUCCUCUGGAUUCCUGGCCCUGAAUCUUCAAGGGCGUCUGAAAUUCCUGCAUGGACAGAACAGGCGAUUGGAUGAUGGAGGCCAAAUGCCACCCCAGCUCGCCCUGUUUGCCAUAGCAACACCCCUACAGCCUCCUUCCAUAAUGGAGAUCCGAACCAAGAACAUGAUUUUUAGAACCAAACACAAGUUGGACUUCACCCCAAUGGCCUGUGAUGCUAAGGGUAAAAUCGUUCUUGGCUACACAGAGGCUGAGCUGCGAGUUCGAGGUUCUGGGUACCAGUUCAUCCAUGCAGCCGAUAUGCUCUACUGUGCCGAGAACCAUGUCAGGAUGAUCAAGACUGGAGAAAGCGGUCUGACUGUCUUCAGACUGCUUACAAAGGACAACCGUUGGAAAUGGGUACAAGCUAAUGCUAGACUUGUCUACAAAAAUGGCAAGCCUGACUACAUCAUUGCCACACAGAGGCCGCUUGUAGAAGAAGAGGGUGGAGAGCAUUUGAGGAAGCGAUCUAUGCAUCUUCCGUUCACCUUUGCUACUGGAGAAGCUAUGCUGUACCAAAUCAGCUACCCCAUGCCAGGCUUCCCCGACACCCUUCAGGGCAAAGGCAAGAACAGCAAAGCCAAAAAGACCAAGGUGGACAAAAGCUCAAAGGAUGAUGUGGACCCAAGUUCUCUGCUGGGAGCCAUGAUGAGACAGGACGAGUCUGUUUACGUUUGCCAGCCUGCUCUGGAGCCUAGAAUGUCAUUCCACAGCAGCCUCUUCAGUGAGCAAGGAGAGACAAACACUUUCUCUUCUUCGGAGAAUGAAAGUUGGAAUCCAGUUCAGAAUGUUGUAACUGCGGUCUCCAAACAGGAGCCAUCAAGUUUUGACCCACUACUGGCAACAUUAGAUUCUCUGUCCCUGGAAAAUGAGGAAAGCUGCUCUAACAGUGAGCUAUUCAGUGCCCUGGAAAAUCUUGGACUCAACGCAGAGGACUUGGAGUUGCUGCUUCUUGAUGAGAGGAUGAUUCAGGUAGAGAUGGAACCGGAUUACAUCCCAUCUCUGAAUGAUCUUCUCACGAACAAUGAAAUACUGUCCUACGUUCACGACUCACUGGAGAACCGGAUAGAGGACUCAACAGAUGCUCAAAGCCCUGCCACAGUAUUAGAUUCGGUAGAACCCCUUAAGCCAUGUUCUGCUUCCGAGUCAGCUCCUCAAGUUACUUCCUCACUGCCUGCUCCUCACGUCCCUUUCUGGCCACAAAAGCAGAUAGCACCCAUAAUUCAUCUCUCACAGCGUAUGCAGCAACAUGUCAAUGGCCAGUCAGUUUGCCACAAAUCCGAGAGCUGGAUCCAGGCACAUAUUCCUCAGGUGUCUACAACAGACUCUGAGACUACUACUUUUAACCAGCAUGAUACAUUGUUGGUGAACUCGGUACCAGUUGUACACAAUGGUCACUGGGUCUCUGAACACAAACAAGCCAACUUGAACUCUCAACUUGGUGACAAGAUAACAGGCACUAGUAAAGCACAGCCACAGCAAUGGCAGCACAGCCAGUUACUCGUCCCAUUCCAGUAUAAACAGAAAACAGUUGAGGGUAGUGACACCCCUCCCAACGGGGUCUACAAUGAUCCCCAGUGGCAUGGAUACAACUUCACAGACCAAUUGGUUACAAAUGGACUUUGUUUUCCCAAUGGCCAAAAGGCACACACACAGACAUUGAGUACCCAUGUUGACUGCAAUAUGACUGACAAUUCAGGGGUGGAUUUUACAAUGAACAGCAGUUCAGCUGUGGAUUUAGGGCCGUUCCAGGCAGCCAUGGCCUCGUCUUCGUCCUAUCAGCAGGGAUAUCAGAAACAGCAGCAGCAGCCAAAGGUCGCACCCACUUAUUACGCCUCCUAUACCAAACAGAACUCCUCUCUAGAGCAUAUCCUGGGAUUAGCCACACCUUCAAACCUUCCCUCAUUGACAGAUUACGGCUCUGAACUGACCCAUGACACCACCCACAGUAAGAUGGAGACGGAUUUUAUAUUCAACUCCACUAGUGUGGCUUACACAGGAAGUUGUUUGGUUCCCAAUGGCAAUGCAGUAGCCACACCCAGCAACAGUCCCCACCCCCUUCCUGAGCCACUCCCACCUCCCCCAGAGCCUCAGACCACUGGUUUCUACCUCUGAACACACUUAGUAAAGAUAAGUCCGUACAGAGAUGCUAUGAAUCACGGGAAGACUGUCAAACAAAACAUAAAAAAGACUUGAUUUCCUUACCAACUUGAAUUACAAUAAUUUAAAUUCAAAUGAGCCAGAUUGACCUCUGGAAUAUCAAAUACUCCACCCAACAUAAUGUGAGAGCAUUCUCAUUUAUAUUAUUUCCGAUUAUGUUUGGAUUAUUUCUGUGAGUGUUGUUAUUUACUGCUGCUUUGUGAGAUUUUUUUUUUACAUUUUUGGCAAAUGUAGUUGAUCACAAUUUGAGAUUGGACAUGUAUUUUUGUGCAUAUGCACGUGUGAGUGUUUGUGACGUCAAUCGCAAUCAUUGGGCCUCAUUCAAUGAACACGAGCAGCACAAAUUUGUGUAAAUCGUUCAUAAAAAUCAUGCUUGCGUGACUAAAAAUCACACUGAGAGCAUAUGCAACAUAUAGCUCUUGCAAAACUGAUUGUCCUGAAACGCAGUAAAUGACUUUGAUGAUUAUAUGAACAGGAGAUUGGGAUGCAUAUUUAUUUAUGAAAAAAGCAAGGGUGUUUCCGACAGUUUAACAGAAAAAAAUAUAUGUGAGAUGUCAAUGAUAAAGCAGUUAGCAGUACGAAAAAGAGUCCUCUGUAGAUGUCACUUGUAGAUCUGAACCCUUCUCGCUAUUACAUUUUGUGAGAUUAGAUUUUGGAAAGAUGAUUCUACAUCAACUUUACAAAUCAACUUACCUUUUAGAUACAGGUGUUCAUGUGUAUAGUGAUUCCAGAACCAACCCAGUCUCACGAGAAAGGCAUAAUAAUUCAAGUUAGUUAACCAAUCUGACAAAGUCAUAAAAUUUGUACAUACAAUUGACUUGUACAUGUUGUAUUGAUUUUAAUUGGUUGAUUUGCCUCAAUUGGAGUAAAAGCCAACAUGUAAUACAUUACAAAUUUAGCAAGGUUAAAUCAUACGACUUGUUUUGUUUUGUCUCAAUUGUAGUAAAAUUUCUUAAAUCAUUUUGUACAUGCCAACUUGUACAAUAUAUUGUGAUUUUUAACAUGGUUAACUAAUACAAAUUAUUAUGCUUUUGACAUUAGACUACUAACUUGUCUGCACAAGAGCAGGUUUCUUUUGUCCAUGAAAAGAGAUUCUGGAAGCUUACAUUUUUGAAUGUGUUGAGUAUAUUGUAAAGCAGUUUUAAAAAAAGAAAAAAAUAUGGUGCUGCAAGGUGUUUAUUGAAUAAUAUUUUUAAUUGUUAUAGUAUUAUGAAGUCACAGAGAAAAUGAACUUCCAGGCCAGCCUCUUUGUUUUUACGUUUCUUUUUUAAAUAAAUAUAUAUAUACUGUAUUUACAGACAUUUCUUAUAAGAGGUACCACUGGCUCGACUAUGGAUUCAAAAUUUCUUUAACACGUAUAUGAGAAAAUAAUAUGACAAUCAUUUACAAAACUGUUUAAAGAGUACAAGCUUGUAAAUAGUCAAAAAAAAUAUUUCAUAUUGUUGUAAGCACUAUUUGAAAGAGCACUGCAACCUAACCAGGUUUUACUUUUUCUCCAGCACAAGAUGUAGGCUUCUAGAGAGAUGUUUUUGGAGUAAAUAUUGUAUAAUUUUUUCAGGUAAUGUGUUCUGUUUGUAUAUUUUAAGAAAAAGUUUUACACUUUAUAUGAAAAUAACAUGGUGCCAUACUGGUAAAUUUUACUUUCCAGAAUUUAAAUGUUUUAAUAUUUGUUUAGAAAUUAUGUCAUCCAUGUCAAUGGUUUGCCAUGUUUUGUUUUGGGUUGUUUUGUUUUUUUUCUUCAUAUUUGAUUUUUUUUUUUUUAUCACAUUCGGAUUUAUUUUAAUAUUCUAACACACUGAAAGUAGCUGAGAUGAUAGGUACAUAUGCAGUUCUGUCUUUUUGUCAUUUGACUGCUUGUUGAAAUGUACAAUUUGGUCCUUUAAUUAAAGAAUUUGUGCAAUCACAACAGGUCUCACUAUUAAGUUCUUCUGAAUCUUAUUUUCAAAUUUUGCAUAUAUUACGUAUUUAACAUUAUUUACAAUUUUCUAUUCCUAUGAUCCCAAUAUUUAUUUAUUUUAUAUUGAAACCAAGGAGUUAUACCUAGAUAAAUUUACAGCAUCUACCAGCACAGGCUAACUGGGCCAAGUUUCCUGUUGCAACAGGACGUUUAGGCUGGACAUAUUGAUGGGUGUGUCCAGACGAACACAGUGUCAUCCAUGAGUCACCAUGAAAUCAGAAUUGACAAUAGCUGUGUCCCAAUUCGAUUUCAUUUAAAGGAUUAGUCCACUUUUAAAU
Megalobrama amblycephala (Wuchang bream) is the source of this 7199-nucleotide messenger RNA. It is a transcript of the gene ahr1b, whose product is annotated as aryl hydrocarbon receptor 1b. The record is from RefSeq and is a predicted model, not a curated record. Gene Ontology annotation, molecular function: transcription cis-regulatory region binding; nuclear receptor activity; protein dimerization activity. The coding region runs from base 2094 to 4919 and encodes 941 amino acids. The transcript is spliced from 11 exons. NCBI's taxonomy places the organism in Eukaryota, Metazoa, Chordata, Actinopteri, Cypriniformes, Xenocyprididae. Gene Ontology annotation, biological process: regulation of transcription by RNA polymerase II. Gene Ontology annotation, cellular component: aryl hydrocarbon receptor complex; nucleus.